GCCCCGCUCCUUCAAUUGAUAUGGAGGACUCCGGUUUCCGAUUCGUGACCCCGCUUCUGAAACCCUUUUCUCGCUUAGAUAGAGAAUUGGUGGAUAGAACUCCGGUUGUAGGCCAAUUUGCGACCCCGCUCCUGAUACCCUUUCCUCACUUGGAUAGAAGAUCGGUGGAUAGGACUACGGUUCCCGGUCGACUUUCGCUGUUGAUACAGUCUUCCCUCCUGUCUCUACAGCAGAAGUGUUUGCUUGAUGUCUAAAUCGAGGCUUCCCGCGCAACACUUUGCUGCUUGUUCACCACAGAGGUACCCACU
Messenger RNA from Ectocarpus sp. CCAP 1310/34, 308 nucleotides. NCBI's taxonomy places the organism in Eukaryota, Phaeophyceae, Ectocarpales, Ectocarpaceae. The record is from the annotation of a GenBank genome assembly.